Loa loa (African eye worm) is the source of this 1827-nucleotide messenger RNA. RefSeq lists its product as hypothetical. The record is from RefSeq and is a predicted model, not a curated record. NCBI's taxonomy places the organism in Eukaryota, Metazoa, Nematoda, Chromadorea, Rhabditida, Onchocercidae. Gene Ontology annotation, biological process: semaphorin-plexin signaling pathway; neural crest cell migration; positive regulation of cell migration. Gene Ontology annotation, molecular function: chemorepellent activity; semaphorin receptor binding. The transcript is spliced from 12 exons. Bases 1 to 1827 code for a protein of 608 amino acids.
AUGAAAGGUUUUGGAAAGGGAAAAUGUCAAAAUGAUAUUACGCUAUUGUUGCGUCAUGGAAAUGAUUGCUUGCAUAUUUGCGGUACAAAUGCGCUCUCACCACAUUGUCACAUAAGAAAAAAGCGAAAUUUAUUGCAAGAAUGCGCAAAUGACAUAAAUGCUAUUGGCCUUAGUACGUUUAACAGAGAUUGCCCAGCUUAUCAUUUAUCAUAUGGAAAUUAUACAUUCACAGCAUUAGCUGUUGAUAUUUCAUGUAACAAGCAAACAUUGCUUCGUGCUCUUCCAGAAAAUCGAAAGCUUUGGGUACCCGUUAACGAUGAUCGUUGGUUUCACGAACCAAAAUUCAUCGCAUUGUUUGGAUGGAAACAGUAUGUAUAUGUUGUUUUUAAUGAAGAAAAUCAUCAAGGUGUACAGGGCCGGAUUGGUGGCGUAUGCGCAGAUGAUCCAGGUGUCACUGAUAGCAUCAUGCUCUAUAAAAAUACAUUCAAUUCAUUUGGCAAACUUUCACUUACUUGUCCUUUAGACAUCAAUAAUUUACGGUUGAAAAUAGUGAAAACAGCGCAAAUAUCUGCAAACUUUGUUUUUGUCAUAUUUUGGAAUAGUUUUGAACGAUUGCCAAUAUCUGCUUUAUGUAUAUUUGAUCUAAACGAAAUAGAGGAAAGAUUAUUUGGUGACGAUAGAAUUCCCGAAACGACAUGGAAAAUGAAAGACAAUCAUUGUCCGAAAAGAAACCAAUCAGGUUUUCCAAGGAUUUUAGAUAAAACGAUAACUAUGAUCAAUCCAUAUGCAUUUUACACAUUUCCGGAAAUGACUGAGAUAGAAUCUGUAAAUGUGGCUAAAACUGAUAAUGGAAACUAUCAGAUUAUCGCAAUAUCUAAAAAAGCAAAAGUAUACGGCUUCAUUUUCAAUGGUACCUUUAUUAAUGAGAAAUGGACCGAUGAAAUUGUUGUUAGUGGGAAAAUAUUAGAAAUGAGAAUUCGAAAAGAGUCAUUCACAGUGCUCACAUCAAAUUCUUUCAAAAAGUACAAAAUAAAUGAUUGGUCUUCGGAAAUUACCGAAAAUAUCAAUCGGAACACAGGGCGGCAAUAUGACUGUGGAUGGACAGAAUGGAGUAGUUGUUCACAAAGAUGCGCUGGAGGAUAUCGAAGUCGAGAAUGGUGCUGUUUACCUGGAAACACUUGUAAUUCUUUCAAAGAAAAUCAACAGCAGUAUCAACUGUGUAACAAUAUGUCUUGUAAUGAAGUUCGACGAUACAGUGCUUGGAGUCAAUGGUUAGCAUUGGGAGAGAGUACUGAAAUUCGAUAUCGUGCUAGCUGUGGCGUUGAAGUACCUGAUCCUAUGUCAAUCAAAACAAUACUUCACGGAUCAAAACGUGUAUUGAUGCAUGAAUGGCUAGCAUGGAAUGAAUGGACUGCAUGCAGUGCAACUUGCGGUAAUAGUUUACGCAGUCGCUGGCGUACCAGGAAAGGUCUUGUUGUGUCGUAUGAUGAUAGUAUCCAGUACAUCGUCGAGCCAUGUUCUAUACCAUCAUGUGAAUUUGAUGAUCUGGUUGAAUGGACAAAUGGAAGUGAUGUUCGAUGGAGAAUUUUGAAAUGUUCAUCUUCAGAUGAUUGUUUUUACAAACUCGGUAUCAGUGACUUUUCCCGCGGUACUAAUUUGCAAUGUUUUUUGAAUUCUGAAAAUUAUUUCAAGUUGAUUUCAUUAUUCGGUUUCAUUUCUUUGCACUGCGAGAGGUUUCUCCAUGAUAUCAAUGCUAUUAACUCACUCAUUAAUGUUUCUGCUCGGUGUCGUUAUAGGAAGACUACAGCAAAUGUUUCAAAUCAGUAA